Messenger RNA from Paramuricea clavata, 3187 nucleotides. NCBI's taxonomy places the organism in Eukaryota, Metazoa, Cnidaria, Anthozoa, Malacalcyonacea, Plexauridae. The record is from the annotation of a GenBank genome assembly.
CUUGUUAAAUCUUGUGCAAACUGUCUCAGUUUUUAUUAAUUUGAGGAAAUAAAUUGAUUUCAGGAAUUACAUUGUACAGAACUAUCAGUAUAGCAGAUGAUUCGGACGAAAGCAACGUGGAUUAUGUGUCAAUGUUUCAGUUAUAUUGAUACGAGAGCAAACACAAUAUGACUAAACGUAUGGAUAUGCAUACAAAUGAUAAGUAUAGUUAAUUAUUACGCACUUUUGAUAAUACAUCACGCAAUCGGGAUCAUGGAAGAACUAUUGGCCUUCGUUGUUAAAUAAUUUUCUCUCCAAAACGCCGUUACAAGAGGAUCAGGGGAUUUGAAACGCAAGCUAGAAGAUUAUUUGUCCAGUAUUACAAUUAUUUUCGCCAUUGCUAUAGUUGCAUUCCAAUAUACACCCACAAGUUUUGAACAGCGAUAUCCGGCAAUGAAUAUAUUAUAAUUUACCUCGGACAGCAAAAUGAAUGGUCGUGCCAUUUUGUCAGCAUUCGUAAUAUUUGUUGCAUUUGUGACAGUUGAUUGUCGAAAAUGUUAUACUUCGGCCACAUCACCUGAUAGCAAAUGUCCAGCAAGCAAACCUAAGUGUUGUGGCACCAGACGACAUGGCCGUCAUAACAGAUGUGCCAUGUCUUGCGUGCAUUUCAAAUGCGAAACAAAUUUUGACUGUGAUGGUUUAACAUGUUGUAGCGGUAACUGCUCUCAUAACAAGAAUUGUUUACCUGUAACAACUUGGGGAGUAGUAGGUAUUGUUGUUGUCAGUCUGUUUAUUUUGCUCAUCUUGUUUCGUUCAUGUCAGUGGUGUCGUAAAAUAUCGAAAAUCUGCAGACGACAAGAUACUAGAACUACUAGUGAAGAACAAGCAAACAACGAGCCACCAUUUGAGGUGUUUGAGUUUGAAAAUCAUGGUUUUAUCACUCCAAUGGCACCACCAGCUUACGAGAGUGUUGUACAGAACACAGGAUCAAGGACUGAUGGCAAUCCUCCAGUUUACAAUCUAAACUUGCAGACUAUAAUAAGUAAUUCUUCAACAAAUGAUCCUGCCUCCAAUAAUUUCGAGGUCAACAUUUCUAUCAGGGGAUCAACCCUGUUUAAUAAUGAUUUCCCACCAUCGUACAGUGAAAUAAGUCAUUCAGGUGAUGAUGAUGGUCAACCGCCAUUGUAUAGUUCAAGUCAAGGAGGUGAUUUUGAAGAAAGAAGAAUGACACUUAGUUAUAGUGAUGAACCACCACCUUACAGUUUAAAUGAAGAAUCACCAAACGUUACCACAACAGACGAAUCAAGCAAUACCACAACAGAUCCAGGCAAUAUCACAACAGAUCCAAUCAGUAUUGAUGACGAUUCCACCUUGGGGAAUGAUAAUUCUUCUUUUGAGGAACUUCAAACAGUAAGCAGUUCUAUUCCAGAGGCUGACAAUGAUCAAAAUUCACGCCAUAGCUCAAAUGUUUAUGAAACCGCUCCUGACAGCUGUGAAUCUACAGAUGAAAUAGUAAAUAAUGAACAGUUAUGUUAUAAUGUAAACCAAGAUGAAAACACUACAUCAUCAGAUUCGUCGAAUACUUCAAGUCAGUGUGAUAGCACAGUUUCUGAAACGACUACUACACAUUUUUAGAAUUCUAGUGAAUGGUAAUAAUUGUUUCGUUUGAAGGGAGAGAUUAUAUGCAGGGUACCAUGCUUUUGUAUAAAAAUUAUAAAUGUAGUUGUAUAGCUAACUAUACAUAUAUACUAAGUAUAGCUGUGGCAUUGUGCCAAUCGUCAUACUUGGUUUAGGGUCAACUACGCUUUACACAGGUAUAUAUAGCUAUAUAGUCAUAUGGUAUAUUUUACUCUAUGAAUACUAGAAGGAAUUAUGAUGUUUUAUACCAGAACCUUUUCAUCCCAUUCAGCUUAGUGAAGAUACGAUGCACCAGGGAAUCUGUAACUUACAUGAGUCUAUUUAGCCAAGGGUAUCUAAAUUUCUAAACUUGUGUCACGUGUAUAAACAGCGGUUCGUUUCACCUGUCAAAGUAAAAUUAAUAAAAUGCCUGCUUUCCAGGUUAAAUUAAGAGUGCUAUACUGGUCAUGCAGCAGAAUUAGUAUAUGUUUCCACCAAAGUUUCUAGAAAUUAUAUAGAAACGAUAAAUCGAACACUUUGAGCAAAGCCAAAAGGCAUUUUGUACAGAAUACAACUGGAUAUACAACCUCCGAGAGAACGUAUCCUAAAAUUGGUGUACAGAACUUCAUUGUCUCUCCAACCAUGCAAUCGAGGACAUUCCUCUCGAUUGUCUAGGAAAAAGUUAUUUCGCUGACCUCAAAAUGACAUUUCGUCAAAAUAAUUUUCUUCAAGAUUGGUUUAGAAACAAACUUGAAGUAGGGUUAGGUUAGGGUAAGGAUAGGGUUAGGGGUUAGAGUUGGUGUUUGGAAUAGGGUUAGUGUUAGUAAAACCGUUGCUUUGUUACGUUUUGUCACUCUGAGGCCAGCGAAAUAACCUCUUCCGAUUGUCUAUGCUUCAACUAAUGAGUUUAAAAAUAAUUAUGUAGUCAGUUACUAAACAUUCUCAAGUCAAUGCGCUAGCUUAUGGCCAGCACAUGUCAAUGAAUACUUACACACUAUAACCGAUAGGGUUUUAUAUAUGACAUGAAUGUUUUACAGUUAUAUGUGCAUGUAUAUGUUACCAUAAAUUAUACAUCAUUAGUGUAUGUUUUUGUUUUUGAAAUAUAAUGCAUAGUUGAAUAAAUUAUAUCGCAUAUAUAGUAUUUAAGUGUAUUUUACUGUAUGCAUAACUAUUAGGCAAUUGUAAAUGUAAAUUUGUCAUCAAGCUACAAAUUCCUAUAUAUAAUCAUACAGAUAUGUAUUUUGAAAAGAUUUCAAUGACUUAACAACUCUGUAAAACGCCAUAUUUGGCAUGCAUGGUGGUUUGUUUCGGAAAUUAUAUUACAUGUUGGGCCGUUUUUAUACUAUAAAGACGUAUUAUUACACUCUAAACUUUAUGUCACUAUUAAAUGCAUGUUAACACACUAUUUUUGCAUGUGUUAGGGAAACACCAAAUACACUUAUCAAGUAUGUUAUUUACACUCAAUAAGUGUUAAAGUGUUUCAAUAUAUACUUAUUGGGUUUAAUUUUGGUGUUUCCCUAACAUGUACAAGGCAUGCACGGUGGAAAAGACGGAGUACGGAGUGUGGAGUACGGAAUCAGUCAAAAAAUUG